Messenger RNA from Saccharomyces eubayanus, 897 nucleotides. Its product is annotated as SDR family oxidoreductase. NCBI's taxonomy places the organism in Eukaryota, Fungi, Ascomycota, Saccharomycetes, Saccharomycetales, Saccharomycetaceae. The record is from RefSeq and is a predicted model, not a curated record. The transcript has a single exon. Bases 1 to 897 code for a protein of 298 amino acids.
AUGAAAGUAUUUGUAACUGGGGCUUCGGGAUUCAUUGGUACCGCUGUAGUAUCGGAACUGGCCAGUCUGGGUCAUGAGGUUGUUGGUCUAGCAAGAUCUGAAGAAUCUGCUGCAAAGAUUAAAUCAUUGAAUCCUGCCGUGAAGAUCCUCCACGGCGAACUCAAGGAUUUAGACACUUUGAAAAGGGGUGCUGCGGAGUCUGAAGGAGUAAUUCAUUUAGGUUUUGUUCAUGACUUCAAAAAAUUCGAUGAGUGCUGUGAAAUUGAUCGCCAGGCUACUGUGGCUAUGCUAGAGUCACUUAAAGGCACCAACAGACCAUUCAUAUAUACUAGUGGCACGUUCGGGCUACGCUCAGGUAAGGUAGCUCAUGAAGGAGAUGCUAGCGAUGAAAACUUCAAGAGCCCACGUGCACUUACCGAGGAAACUGCGUUGAGUUACAAAGAUAAAGGUGUUUCAGUGAGGUGUGUCAAGUUGGCGCCCUCGGUUCAUGGAAAGGGAGACAAAGCGUUCAUUCCAAUGUUGAUGAAUAUUGCAAAAACUGCUGGAGAGUCUGGCUACGUAGGACAGGGCCGAAAUGUCUGGCCCGCUGUUCAUCGCUUAGAUGCAGCCCAUUUGUUCAGACUCGUUUUGGAGAAGGGAAGAAGCGGUCGAGUUUACCACGGUGUUGCCGAACAAGGAAUACCACUCAAGGACAUUGCACAAGCAAUUGGAGAGGUUUUGGAUGUCCCUGCAGUUUCUAUUCCAGUGAACAACGCCGAAGAACAUUUUGGCAUUAUGGUUCUUUUUAUCGCAAGAGAUGGUCCGACUUCGAGCGAAACUACUCGGAAAGAGCUAGGAUGGGAGCCAAAACAACUUGGCCUUCUCCAAGAUAUUCGCACAAACUACCGAUCAGCCUGA